Sceloporus undulatus (fence lizard) is the source of this 2750-nucleotide messenger RNA. RefSeq names its product N-acetylated alpha-linked acidic dipeptidase like 1 (gene NAALADL1). The transcript is spliced from 19 exons. Gene Ontology annotation, molecular function: carboxypeptidase activity. NCBI's taxonomy places the organism in Eukaryota, Metazoa, Chordata, Lepidosauria, Squamata, Phrynosomatidae. The record is from RefSeq and is a predicted model, not a curated record. Bases 81 to 2309 code for a protein of 742 amino acids.
GGCCAAAGCAGAAGGAAGCGGCACCGGAGGCAAGACAGCGUCUUCUCGGUGGCCCCGGGCGCCUUUCCUCAUUGCAAACCAUGGGGCUCUCGACCAUGAACUGGAAGUACCUUCUCGGCUCAGUCCUGGCCGCUGCGGGGAUGCUGACCAUUGGGAUCUUGUUGGGACAUUUCGCGAUCCCCAAAGGAUCCCAGGCUCCUGGUUGGGUCCACAGCCUUUCCAGAGACCUGGAUCCAGCCCUUUUGGAAGACUUCAUGAACCAAGUGGAAGCUGCCCGGAUCCGAGAAAACCUCAAGACGCUGUCAGCCAAGCCGCACAUGGCGACCACGAAGGGCGACGAAGACCUAGUGCGGCUGAUGCUGACCCGAUGGCGUGACCCCGAAUCCGGUCUGGACAAGGCCACGGAGGUCCAGUACGAUGUGUUCCUGUCCUUCCCGGACCCAGAGAGGCCAAACAAUGUGGCCGUUGUUUUGGAAGAUGGCACCGUGCCCUUUACCUCCCGCGAAACAGAAGCGAAUCUCACUCUGGACCAAGUGGACAAAGACGUGGUGAAGCCUUAUGCGGCUUACGCUCCUCCUGGGAACCCCAAGGGAAAACUAGUCUAUGCCAACCAAGGCAAAACCAGCGACUAUGAAUACCUGGUCCAGCAGAAUAUUGAUCUGAAUGGUACAAUAGCCAUCACCCGCUACGGAGGGGCCGGACGGGCCGCCAAGGCCAUCAACGGAGCCAAAUACGGCGUCAUCGGCGUAGCGGUAUACACGGAUCCAGCCGAUAUCAAUGACAACAAGGCUUUGGCGGAGGAGACCUAUCCCCAUUCCUGGUACCUGCCCCCUUCCGGUGUGGAGAGGGGCUCCUAUAACACCUAUUUUGGAGACCUGUUGACCCCUUAUUAUCCAGCCAAAGGCUUCACUUACAGGAUCCCAGAGGACCAGAUCACAGGGAUCCCUCCGAUCCCAAUCCAACCCAUUGGCUUUGAGGAUGCGGAGACACUCAUUUGUAACUUGGCUGGCAUCAGAGCCCCAGACGACUGGCAAGGAGCGCUGGGUUGUGCCUACUCUCUUGGGCCCGGCUUCCGUCAAAAUGGGGCAUUCCCCAAUACCAGCGAUGUCCAAGUCAACGUCUAUAACCAGCGAAGGAUCAACCCCUCGUCCAACGUCUUGGGCCUGAUCCGGGGAAGCGUUGAGCCCGACCGCUAUGUCCUCUAUGGCAACCACAGGGACAGCUGGGUGCAUGGCGCCAUUGACCCCAGCAGUGGCACGGCUGUAAUGCUGGAGGUCAGCCGGGUCUUGGGCAAGAUGGUCAAGGAAGGGAAGUGGCGCCCACGACGCUCCAUCGUUUUUGGCAGCUGGGGCGCCGAGGAGUUUGGCCUCAUUGGUUCCACUGAAUACACAGAGGAAUUUUACAGCAAGUUGCACCAGCGCAGCGUGGCAUACAUCAACGUGGACAUCGCGGUCUUUGCCAAUGCUACCUUGAGGGCCCAGGGAACGCCGCCCGCGCAAAACGUCAUCUUCCAGGCAGCUCAGCAGGUCAAGACCCCAGCUGAGCCCUCCAUGUCUGUCUAUGAGAACUGGAAGCGCCACUUCAACCGGAGCAGCCCUGUCUAUGGCACCAUCCCCAGUUUAGGGUCCCUGGGAGCCGGGAGCGACUAUGCCCCUUUUGUGCAUUACUUGGGCAUCACAUCCAUGGAUAUCGCUUACACCUACGACCGGAGCAAGACUUCCGCCCGGAUCUACCCUACCUACCACACUGCCUUCGAUACCUUUGACUACGCUGAAAGAUUCAUAGAUCCAGGGUUCACCAGCCACCAAGCCGUGGCACGGACAGCCGGCAACGUCUUGUUGCGCUUGGCGGACACCUUGAUCCUCCCCUUGAACGUGAGCGACUACGGGGAAAUGCUGGAGCAGAUGUACGGAGCGGCCGAACAGGCCUUCCAGGCGGAACUGACCAAGAACAACAUCUCUCUGGCCCCGUUGAAGGAUGCAGUCACACGCUUCCAGUCCGCAGCCACCGGUCUGAACCAACGCAUUGCUGAUCUGCAAAAGGAUGGAGCGCCCAGCCCCUUCGACGUCCGGACGGUGAACGACCAACUGAUGCUGCUGGAAAGAGCCUUCCUCGACCCCAGAGCCUUCCCAGAGAAGCAUUACUACAGCCACGUCCUCCUGGCCUCCAAGUCCUCCUCCGUGGCCACCUUCCCAGGCCUCGCCGAUGCCGCGUCUGGCGGCAACUGGGACGAAGCCCGCAAGCACCUGACCAUCGUGACCCAAGCGGUCGAGAACGCUGCCUCCUUCCUCGAACCUGUGGCUGAAUAGCGGGAUCUUUAAAGCGAACCUUAAAUCCCUUACUGCAAAAAUAAAUCAAUGGGGUGAAAGAAAUGCCUAGCCUGGGCAUAUGAGCAGCCUGAGAAUGUACUAGAUCUCUCCUUUGUACAAAACAGCCCUAUAAGGUAGACCUGGGUUACCUGUCCAUAUCACAGGUGAGUGCAAACAGUGGACCAAGAGAAUAGCUGCCUCCCUUGGAGUUUUGGGGCUCAUUCCCCAGCCCCAGCGAUGGGCAAAACACAUCCCUAUGGACCAUGUGUGGCCCCAAGAUGAUCAAUGUUAGGGUUGCCACAUCUCAGAGUCCCCCCCCCCCAACUUUUAUGGGUCAUCCCCAUGUUGGAGACAGCAUUGCAAAAGUGGGCGAUGCUCAGCAUUAAGAAAGGACUGGGUGCAAAUCUCCAUCUCAGCUAUUAAAGCAGCGGCUUGCUCUGA